UUUCAGCCCUGGGAGGGCUGGCCCAGCAGGGACAGGAAGCAAGGACGCCGGGGAUUGUCUCUCCCAGCAGCCGCAGUCCCCAUUUAGGAGGAAGUAUGCUGGGCGCUCUCCUCCGGUGACUCCACUCUCUAUAUUGUUCCACAGGAAACGAGGGAGUGAGCAAGUGAGAAAGAAAGGGAGGGAGCCAGUCAGCCAGCCAGCCCUCGGUCGGCUAGUCCAGGCCCCACACUUAGAUGUCAGAAGCCUAACUUGCUUUUGAUCCAGUAAUUUCUGAAACUCUUCUCAGUCCGGCUCAUGGGUCUCCAAAGUGGCCAACCAUUUUCAAGGUAGCGCAGCCGUCGGAGAGGCCCGAGAGGCCAGGCUGGGGCCGGGAUGGAGACAGCGGACGGUCCCGGGGACGAGUACGUGCUGGUGGAGCAUGCCUUCGAGUACACCGGAAAGGAUGGACGGCGCAUCAGCAUUCGGCCCAAUGAGCGCUACCAGCUGCUGCGGCGGAGCACAGAGCACUGGUGGCACGUGAGGCGGGGGCCCGGCAGCCGUCCUUUCUACCUGCCCGCGCAGUACGUGCGGGAGCUGCCGCAGCUCAGCUCCGCAGACGACCCGGCCUCUCCCCAGAUGCCCUUGCCCGCCGCUGCCCCGGCCACCUGCGCCCCGGAGCCCCUCACUUACGAUUACAAAUUCGUGAGCAUUCCCGCAGAGACCGCGCCCGCCCCGUCAAGCGGCGACUCCGGGAGUCCCUCGGAGCACGCGACAGGCGCCCUGGGCCGCUUCAGCUCCUUCCACUGCCCCGGGCGGCGCCGCGACGCCGGCAAGCGGAGCAGUUUGGCCCCUGGCCUCCCAACUACCCUCUACCUCCGACCCGCAGCCCCCAUCAGGACUGCACAGUCCUUGGACGACCUGGCUCGGACCGCAGUCGUGCCGGUCUCUGGGCUUCUGGGGAUCUCGGGGUCCUACAAGGCUUGCAGCGUGGCGGGCUCCUGGGUCUCUCCGAGGCCCCUAGCCCAGAGUCGGCCUCUCCCCCUAAGCCGGAGCGACUCGGAGAACAUCUAUGAGUCCAUCUCGGACGUGCGAGGCGAGCUUCCCAAAGAGAAGGUAGAGAGUUCUCUGGACCCUGUGUAUGUGAAUGUGGAGAGGCAGCAGCGAAUUCCUGCUCUGGCUCCAGUCCCUGCCCCUAUUCCAACGCCUACCUCCACUAGCCCAGUGUGGGAGACUCACACAGACUUGGGCAGUGGACGGCCCUAUUAUUAUAAUCCAAGCACUGGGGAGACCACUUGGGAAUCUCCCUUUGAACCUCCUGAGUCUGCAUCUAGCCCGGCUACCUCUCUGUCCCCUCUGGGCAGCCCGGGGGACCCUGAAGCAGAGUGGGAUCAGUACUGGGAUGAAGAGAGCCGGAGAGUGUUCUUCUACAACCCCCUGACUGGCGAGACUGCAUGGGAGGAGUCCACCACUCCUGAGAUGCAAACGGAAUUUGCUCCCUAUAGCCCCAUGGACCAAAGGCCACCAACACCAGAGGCAGAUUAUCCGGAUGAGCUGACAUGUUAUCCAGAAGAAGACCGCUCUCCAGGGAGCUCUUACACUAACCCCAGCCCAGGCUCCCCAGCCCCAGGGCGAACAACUGACCCCUACACACCCCCCGGCUGGUCCUGCCACAUCACCCCAGAUGGGCAUUGGCUCUAUACCAACCUUUAUACACAGGAGCAGUGGAUGAGGUCCGAGGAUGAGCAGGGGAAGCCAUACUUCUACAAUCCCAGUGACAGCACCACCCAGUGGGAGCUUCCCCAGGUCUCUGUCACAGGGUGGCACCACCAAAGCAGCGGCAGCAUGUCCGACCAGUACAAUGACUCCCUGCCAUUGGCCAGCCCUCCACAGGAGAAAUCUAAGACUCUGGAUAAAGCUGGUGUCCUUCAUCGCACCAAGACAGUGGACAAAGGGAAACGUCUACGUAAGAAGAACUGGAGCCCAUCCUGGACUGUGCUAGAAGGAGGGAUUCUGACCUUCUUCAAGGAUUCCAAGGCCUCCAUUGCUGGCAGCCUGAGACAGCCAUCUACUUCGCAUAUUCCAGAGUACACUGUAGACCUUCGAGGAGCUACCCUCAAUUGGGCCACCAAAAACAAGUCCAGCAAGAAGAAUGUGCUAGAGCUCCAGAGCCGAGAUGGCUCCGAGUACCUGAUUCAACAUGACUCGGAGGCCAUUAUUGGGACAUGGUACAAGGCGAUCAGCCAGGGUAUCCAGGAGCAGUCCACAGAGGCUUAUCCUGAGACUGACAGUGAAAAUAGUGCUGACUUUGGGUCCAGUGAGCGACUGGGAGGUGGAAGGGAGAAAGAAGAGGAAAAAAAGCAUCCUAUGAGUCCCCUGGGGCCUGAGAAUGAUUCCAACAAAGUUCGACACAAACUCCGAAAAUUCUUAUUGAGGAGACCCACACUGCAAUCCCUUCGGGAUAAAGGCUACAUCAAAGAUCAGGUGUUUGGCUGUGCACUGUCUACGUUAUGUGAGCGAGAGAACAGCCUCAUACCGCGCUUUGUGCAGCAGUGUAUCCGGACAGUGGAGUCUCGGGGGUUGGACAUUGAUGGACUGUACCGCAUCAGUGGGAAUCUGGCCACCAUCCAAAAACUACGCUACAAGGUGGAUCAUGAUGAACGGCUGGACCUGGAUGAUGGGCGAUGGGAGGACGUCCAUGUCAUUACUGGAGCACUGAAGCUCUUUUUCCGGGAGCUGCCCGAGCCCCUGUUCCCCUUCUCUCACUUCCGCCAGUUUAUCGCAGCCAUCAAACUCCAGGAUCAGACCCAGCGGAGCUGCUGCAUCCGGGACCUGGUGCAUUCCCUUCCCGCUCCCAACCACAACACCAUGUGUCUCCUCUUCCAGCACCUCUGCAGGGUGAUUGAGCACAAGGAAAAAAACCGCAUGUCCGUACAGAGUGUGGCGAUUGUUUUUGGGCCCACGCUGCUGCGGCCUGAAUCUGAGGAGGGGAACAUGCCCAUGACGAUGGUGUUUCAGAACCAGGUGGUGGAGCUGAUCCUCCAGCAGUGCAAAGACAUCUUCCCCCCAUGCUGAUCAAGCCCUGCCAGAGGCCAGCGCACACCAGGACAGUGGGAUGUUGACACAGUGGGGUGGGAGCAAGGGAAAGGGGUGGGGGGACCAGUGUAACCAAUAAAUGGAUAGCGUUUUCCUUUGCGCUGGGCUUGUUUCCUGUGGCUCAGCAGAGUGGGGGUCUCUAGCAGGUCUUGAGCACCCAGUAGUUUGAUAGGAAGGGAAGAAAUAGCCUGCAUUAGCCUUCUCUUCCCAAAUCUCUCCUCCCUUUCAAUCCCCUAAUGCAGAAAGCUGCAGAGUUGGAAGGGACCUCAGACACCAUCUUGUCUGACCCACUCACUUUAUAGGCAAGAAAAGAAGCCACUUGGGGCCAAUGAGGAAAUACCCCAAAAUCAUUUAGGCAGUAGUGUGGAGAGAGGUGAGGGGGGCACGAGAAGACAAGGCUAGAAGCAGAGGGGUAUCAGGCUACCAAGAGCCCUGAGUGCCAGAAAAAAGAAGCUUAAAUGAUAUUUGGCUGACAGGAGGGGGCCACUAACAAUUCUUGAGCAGAACCACUUUGCCCAUGGAAGGAGGGAAUUAGGUUUCCAGGUUAUUCUUCAAGCCCACAGUGUUCCCAGGUGCUCUCUGGCCUUCUAAUCUCCAUGAGUCUAGGAUCUCUUGGUCCACAUAAUUCUUAAAAGAUGCACAAUAAAAGAAAUGAGUGAGCAUUCUACGCCUCAGCCUGGAGUUAAGACUGGCCAAACAAGUUCAGUGGAAACUGAGGGACUCUUAAUUUUAACCAUCAGGUUAUGAGGGCUCAGUCUUUAUCUGAUUCUGGACAUCAUUCUUCAUCCUCCUGUCACUUUCCCCUGGAAAGGCAAAUUCCUUGCUCUCCAUUACUAUCAAAAGGACUUAUCCCUGGGGAGUCCACAGUGACCUCUGGUAACCAAUUUAGGUAAUAAAAAAUAUCACAACCCAUUCAUGACCAGCAGUUAGAGAGCUCAGGAAAUGGAGAGCAUGAAUCCUAGUUCCCAGAAGAUUUCAGUUUAAGUCAAUGGGCCUGAAACUUGAUGGAUUUGAGUGCUCAUGCCUAUCAAUAAAAAAGUGGGAGAACACACUGCCAAUUUUACUUAUUUACAAAUGAUAUACAUGAACUUUACUUGAGAAGCAGCCUUAGCCUAGUGGAUAGAGAGUUGGUUGGGAAGCCAGCAAUACCCAGACCCUAGUCCUGCCUCUGACACAUGACUGUGUGACCAUGGACAAGACACUUGACCUCUGGCUGCUCAAAGUUGCAGAGAAAAUGUCCAUUUGAUUUGGGGGAAAGAGUUUGAGAUUAUCAGUAACACAGGUCUAGACCUUAUUCCUACUAUUCUACUAAUAAUUAUGUAUGUUAUGAAACAAAAUAAAAAAGAUAUUUAAAAAGGUU
This is a messenger RNA of Sarcophilus harrisii (Tasmanian devil), 4432 nucleotides long. It is a transcript of the gene ARHGAP27, whose product is annotated as Rho GTPase activating protein 27. Gene Ontology annotation, cellular component: cytoplasm. Gene Ontology annotation, molecular function: protein binding. The transcript has 18 exons. Lineage: Eukaryota; Metazoa; Chordata; Mammalia; Dasyuromorphia; Dasyuridae. Bases 373 to 3051 code for a protein of 892 amino acids. Gene Ontology annotation, biological process: regulation of GTPase activity; signal transduction. The record is from RefSeq and is a predicted model, not a curated record.